Molecule: messenger RNA, 1521 nt
Organism: Penicillium chermesinum
Lineage: Eukaryota; Fungi; Ascomycota; Eurotiomycetes; Eurotiales; Aspergillaceae
Product: putative RSC complex subunit Sfh1
Exons: 6
Coding region: 1-1521 (506 amino acids)
Biological process (GO): chromatin remodeling; regulation of transcription by RNA polymerase II
Cellular component (GO): nuclear chromosome; RSC-type complex; nucleus
Molecular function (GO): zinc ion binding; transcription coregulator activity
Source: RefSeq, a predicted model, not a curated record
AUGUCACACCUUCGAGGAUAUAUUUCCUCCUAUCCUCCGCGCAUACGCCAAUAUGGCAACGCGCUCCUUACACCGGUCUAUCCUGUCCAAACCGGGCCAACGCCUCGGACCACUAAGCGCGGCACCACUGCAAUCAAUUACGCCGAAGACGGAUUCGAAGAUGAAGACUUUGACGACAGUGAUGGUCCGAGGAGGCCAACAGGAUUGAGAAGCCUUCGGCGAGAGGAUUCAUCCGGCGGCCCGUUGCCCGUGUCUGAAAAACUGGGGAAAGAAGCACAUGCGCCAGUCGAGGUGCAAGGUGUGUUCCGGGAAUGGAUGAUCAAGCGGAUGCUCCGGCCAGCAUGCGCAGACCAGCUCCAGAUCCAGGCUCAGCUUCCUUUGACGCUCGUACCGAUUCGCAUCGACAUCGAAGUCAUUCCGCACCAGCCUCUUGAACCAUUCCCUCUCCCGCGCGGCGUGAUGGAUGCGAGUAUAAACCCAACCCUCCCUGCAUACAGAAAACCCGACCCAUUACCCCCAUUCCGCAUCAAGGACACAUUUCUCUGGAAUCUCCAUGAGGCCCUGGCGACCCCAGAAGAAUUCGCCAUCGGCUUUAUUCGUCAGCAAUUGGAGGAGUACGCCGGUGUUGCGUUGCAUCCUCUGUUCCAGAGCUCCCCGGCAGUCCCUCCAGCCAGUGUCCCUCCUCAGACAGAACCUUCACGAGAUACAUCGAUGACGCCUGCUGCGACCUAUGUUGCCACUCCGGACAGUAGGACUAACGCUGCCGCAACCGUCACCGUGACCAAAGAGGCGCUAGUGAACGACAGUCUGUUGAACCCGGACGACGCUUACAGAUGCCUGAUCUACCUCAACAUCAAUUUACAAAACAAACUCUACACCGACCGAUUUGAAUGGUCUUUGCUGCACCCUACAGGAAUGGCCGAAGAAUUUGCGCAGGGGGGUGAAUGGGUGAGCGCCAUUGCACAUGGUAUCUACGAAGCCGUCCUCAAGCUCAAGAAAGAAGUCUGUGAGAGUGGUGGCCUCGUGAGUGGAAUCAAUGGCUAUGGCAAUGAGAUUGAUAAUCAGGCUGCCAAUGGAGUGGAGGCGGGCUGGCGGUAUGACCCGGAGACUUUGGGCGAUGAGUGGGAACCCAAGGUGGAAACCUUAUCAAAGGAGGAGAUUGAAAGACGCGAAGGAGAUCGAGAGCGACAGAUCCGACGAUUACGACGUGAAACAGCCCGCUUCUCAUCCACUACUGGAAUCACACCCGACGCCUCUCGUCAAAGCAGCGGGUACUUCGAUGUUGACAGUGAAACUCCACUGGGUAGAGGCGAACGGAAUAAGCGCAAGCGUCGGGAACGACAAAGUUGGCGCUGUAGCAACUGCAUGGUCUGGGGCUCAGCUGUAUGGGCGGUGCGAGAUGGGCCAGAAGGCCCACGGACCCUUUGCCAUAACUGUGGCUUCCUAUACGAGCGAGACAAGGUCGCCCCAGAAUGGUCCCGAGACCUCCAUCGUCACGACAUCCCUGUCGGCCGCGUUUAG